Notodromas monacha is the source of this 349-nucleotide messenger RNA. The record is from the annotation of a GenBank genome assembly. Lineage: Eukaryota; Metazoa; Arthropoda; Ostracoda; Podocopida; Cyprididae.
GGCGGAUAACAAACCGGUGAGUCGAUCCUCUCGGUACUUCGUGAAAUUGAAAUUAUUUCAAGGGAUAAUGUAUUGGCUUCGUCGACUUGUUCAGAGCAUCCAAGCCCACGAGUUUGGCACACGUCACAAAAACAACGUUAUUGCCAAAAUCCAGGAGGUUCAGAAGAAGGGUCAGAAGGAUUACGAAGAGAACAAGCGUUUAGAGCACGAUUUCAAGCGCAUGGAGCGGAAUGCAGCACUUGCUUACGAGAAGGAUCUGGAAAGACUACACAACGAGAGAGUGUCGAAAUUGAGGGAUGAAGAAACCACUCUUCGUCAAGAGAUUGACGAGGAAGACGCCGAGAUUGCU